AUGCAGUCCUAUUUGCAGUAUCGACGACUGGGAAAUGUUGUUCGCUCGCAGCUGGAAAACGCCUCGCCUGUGAAGGAGGCUCCUACUCCCACUGAUUCAGAGAUAGACCCUGCGGCGAAUCCAGAUCAAAUCAGUCAACAUGACCUUGCACCGCGUCAAAGCCCCCUGGCACGACGCGCUUCUUGGGGUUCUAGCAGAACCGCUUUAGCUUUUUCCAUUGCCGGAAUCGACGUUAAGAAGCAAUCCGAGUCUGCGGAUCAGCCUGCUCACCUCUUUAUUGUUGGCUGGGAUGGUCCUAAUGAUCCCCAAAACCCGCUGAACUACAGCUUCGCGUCCAAGUUGACAGCGACGCUACUGGUUUCUGCGCUAGGAUGGAUUGUUGGCGCGGCAUCAUCUAUCAACUCGGGUGUUUUGACUCAAAACACAGAGGCAUUUCACGUUAGUGAAGUCGUGGGUUCCCUGGUGACUGGCCUUUAUCUACUCGGGUUUGCGGCUGGCUCUUUAGUUAGUGGACCGCUCUCCGAGAUUCUUGGUCGAAAUGCCGUGUACGCGGGCUCUUUGACCCUUUUCAUGAUUUUCGUCAUGGGCUCCGCUCUGGCACCUAAUAUCGGUGCCCAACUCGCCUUUCGAUUUCUGGCAGGCAUUUUUGGGUGUCCGCCUUUGACUUGCGCCGGUGGCACCAUCGCCGAUCUAUGGAAUCCGUUGGAAAAAACAAUCCAUUUCCCUCUGUACGCCGUGCUCUCCUUCGGUGGCCCUGUGCUCGGUCCAGCCGUUGCUUCGUACAUAGGACAGACGGGCGUUCUGUCCUGGCGCUGGACAUCUUGGAUUAUUCUCAUCGGAUCCGGUGCUAUCUUUGUUCUGAUCAUCCUCUUCCAACCGGAAACUUAUUCCCCACUUCUCCUGAAAUGGAAGGGCAAGCACCUGCGUAAGAUGACAGGAGACCCACGUUUCCGCUCGGAAAUGGAUAUGGAGAAGAUCGCGCUAUUUAGCCGUAUCGGCGGUGCCAUGGAGCGCCAGUUCCUGAUCACCAUCCACGAACCCAUCAUCUUGCUGAUCUCUCUAUACAUGACUGUGCUGUAUAUUGUGCUGUUCACUUUCUUCGACGGAUACUCUUAUAUUUUCUCCGACGUGCACGGCUUAUCCCAGGGACUGACUAACAUCGUCUGGGUGGCCAUGUACGUUGGGAUCUUGUUGUCCGGACUUCUACUCCCAUUCAUCUACAGAGGUACCAAGAAGGAAUUUACGCAGGCUGCCCAAGCUGUGAAUGGCUCCGACCCAUCCGUCGACCCCCGUGCUCUUGAUGGCGUGCACACCCAGCCCGAGAUCCGGCUUUGGUUCGCCAUGGUCGGCGCUCCAUUCAUCCCUAUCAGUUUGUUUUGGAUGGGCUGGACUGAUUUCCCAUCUAUUUCUGUCUGGUCCCCUAUCGUAGCAUCAUCUGCCUUCGGAUUUGGUACCAUCUGCGUCUUCAUCAGUUCUUACAUGUACGUGAUUGACUCGUACGGUAUGUACGCAGCUUCGGCGCUGGGCUUUAUGACAGUCUCGCGCUAUUGUGCUGCUGGAGGAAUGACUAUCGUUGGAAUUCCGUUCUAUAAGAACAUGGGCGUUCACUGGACGCUCACCAUUCUCGGCUGCAUUAGCGCUCUCAUGGUUCCAGUGCCAUAUGUAUUCUACAAAUUUGGACCUGUUAUUCGCAGGUGGAGUCGGUAUGCCAUGACCGAGGAGGUCAAAGUUUGA
This is a messenger RNA of Penicillium atrosanguineum, 1734 nucleotides long. Its product is annotated as MFS transporter. Gene Ontology annotation, biological process: transmembrane transport. The transcript is spliced from 3 exons. Gene Ontology annotation, molecular function: transmembrane transporter activity. NCBI's taxonomy places the organism in Eukaryota, Fungi, Ascomycota, Eurotiomycetes, Eurotiales, Aspergillaceae. The coding region runs from base 1 to 1734 and encodes 577 amino acids. The record is from RefSeq and is a predicted model, not a curated record.